CAAUAUCAUGGAGUAAAGGGGCUCAUGGGCGGCUCGGGGACUUUUCUACGGUGUCAGCUGCGCGGCUCGCAGUAGCCAGCUUCAUCAUGAAUCGGUAGCGAGCCGAAGCAUACAGCAUGUCCCUGACAAUACGAGCAGACCCGUCCUGUAUAAGAGUGUACAUGUCCGCAGUCCAUAAUUGCUUCUUCAUCCACUCAUCAACCAUUCGAGCUUCUCUGUCUUUGUCUAUUCUUCCGUUGCUUCGGCGUCUUUACAUUCUUUCAAGAGUCUGGUCACUCACUUCUUAACUUCAAUACACCUUUACUUUAUUAUACCAAUCAACCCAAUAAACCGCUCUUCAAUUCUCUCAAAAUGAAGUCCUUCGUCGCAUUCUCCCUCUUCGCCCUUUCCCUGGCCAGCCCCUUGCGCAUGCGCCAGAACAACCUCCAAAGCUUCAACGGCGCACUCGGCGGCAUCGAAGCCACUCCAGUCGAGGACUCCGGAAACCCAGACCGUCCUUUCCAAGUCAAGGGUGACACCUUCGUCAAUCUGAGCGCUGCGCUGCAAAGGAGCUGCGACCAGCAGUUCAAUGCCUGCGCUAAUGCUGCUAAUGGUGGCGACGCAACAUUGAGCGUUUCCGCAUGCUCUACACAGAAAGAUCAAUGCUCUGCUUCUGGUAGCAACAACAACGCCAAUGCCGGAAAUGCCAACACUGGAAAUGCCAACACUGGAAAUGCCAACACGGGCAACCAGAACCAAAACCAAAACCAGAACCAGAACCAGAACCAGAACCAAAACCAAAAUCAGAACCAGAACCAGAACGGCAAUGGAAACGGAAACGGAAACGGAAACGGAACAGGCAAAGGCAAGGCGUGCAAGGCCAAGAAGGCAAAGAGGACCCUAUAGAUAUCCAGCGUCUCCCUUGAAGCUGAAAAGCUCACUGCCAGCUAGUAUGGCAAAGGCCGAGGCAUCUGGAUGAUUGAAGGUUGGACUAAGGCUUCCCUUAACUGG
Messenger RNA from Aaosphaeria arxii CBS 175.79, 990 nucleotides. RefSeq lists its product as uncharacterized. The transcript is spliced from 2 exons. Lineage: Eukaryota; Fungi; Ascomycota; Dothideomycetes; Pleosporales. The record is from RefSeq and is a predicted model, not a curated record. The coding region runs from base 352 to 885 and encodes 177 amino acids.